AUGAGCAAGGCCAUCAACACCUUUAGCGGGUUUUAUAACCAAAUUUACACUAAUUCUCCUAGUGGGAGUAACGACGAUGACAUUCUCAACCUUGCUUUGGCUAAAUGGGACUCUAAAAAUUCAACGCCUUUCCAACACCUCCGAGCAUGGAACGUUUUAAAGAAAGAAAACAAAUGGAGGCCGGUUCCAAAUGAGGCCGCAACCGCCAAACGGAGUAAAACUUCUGAGUCCGGAAGUUAUAGUGCGGGAGGCUCCACCGCUCGUUGUCAAAUCGACAUAAACGAAGACCCGGAAUUUGACGAGGAGGUGUUGCCCGUUCACGAGUCGGAGCGUCCCUCCGGAAUGGACAAAGCAAAAAAAGAGGCGGCCGGAAAGAGAAAAGGGGGCGGCUCGAGCCAAACGUCUUCCGGGGCGGGUUCGAAAAUGGACGAGUUGAUAUCCGAAUUCCGUUCGUUCAAAGAGCUCACGGCGGAAAAAUAUAGUUAUAAGAAAACCUUGUCGGCCGACUAUACUCGAGCGGAGGAUUUUAGGAUUAUGAGGUUGGAUCUCGACUCGGUUCCGGAGGAUGAACGCGAGGUUUACCGAAGGAUGAAAGAGGAAGUUAAGGAAAAAUGGACAUCGUAG
Molecule: messenger RNA, 624 nt
Organism: Helianthus annuus (common sunflower)
Lineage: Eukaryota; Viridiplantae; Streptophyta; Magnoliopsida; Asterales; Asteraceae
Exons: 1
Coding region: 1-624 (207 amino acids)
Source: RefSeq, a predicted model, not a curated record